GUUGUGUAGCUUUAAAUGAUUUGGUCAUUUGUGUUGCUGACAGUUUUCCUGAAAAGGUAAGUAGCAGUCAAAUAAUCUUAGCUCUCUGUCUUCAUAUAGAUGUAGACACAAUGUCUGUCAGUGUGUAAAAUGAAUCACUUUUUGUGGUUUUUAGUGGUUUCAUGCAAACUUCUCAACUAAAUUGCUAUUAGAAUAGCAACAAUGUUUGCUUCACAAGCUGGAGUUACUUAAAUCUAAUGAUGGUCCAAUCAGCUUGUUGUUCUCCAGCUGCUGCUUCAGUUCAUCAGUAAACCUGGACUUCCUCAAAUGCCACUGUGACACAGGAAGAGGAGCAUAUUGAUUCCAAUAUGACUUUAAAACUAAAAACCAAAUCUUACCUCUUUGACCUGCACUGCUCUGUUGGUUUGACAGACUGGGACAUGGACAAGGAGCUGAAACUGGCCACCACGACAGACCAGUUUUAUCAUGAUGACAAAUUGAGCGAUCAGUAUGUGGUGCAGAGGCCGUGUGCAAGAGCUUCAAGGAGAAAAGAUGAGUUCAUUUGGUACGAUAAAGAUGUAGACACCUUUGUGAAGCCAAACCUGUGGCUGUUGGUGAAUCCUGACAUUGCCUGUCCCAUCCAGUAUGGGUGGAGUGCAGAGGUGCUGCAAACACCAUUUGAACCUGUGGAAGAAAUAGAAAUACCUCAGCUGAAUCCUGCAGAGACCCAUCAUCCACACUCGGCGCAGUUCCAGAUGUUUAAUCCUACAAUCACUCCCCGUCGGGAGAAACAUCUACAUCACUCUACCUGCUCCAAUAAGAUUAAGAAUGAGGAUGUUUCCUAUCGACCAGCCAAAACCAGACGAAAGGGCAGGGCAGCUAAAAUCAACCUGAGGACAGAGUUUAAGAACCUAAAGCCAGGAUGCUGGCCACGUCCACCAGUGAAUUAUUGCAUCCUCAUAGCUUUGGCAUUAAAGAGCAGCCACACCGGGAGCCUCAAAGUCCAGCAGAUUUACAACUUCACCAGAGAGCACUUUCCCUUCUUUCAGACUGCUCCAGAUGGCUGGAAGAACACUAUUCGACACAACCUGUGCUUCAGCAAUAGCUUCCGCAAAACCUGCAACCAGCUGUGCAGAGACGGAAAAAGGAAGUCUUGUUUUUGGCACCUGACUUUGGACGGCCACCGCCGGCUUAAAGAUGAGAUUCAUGCACUGACGGAAGAAUCUUUUACACAGCUGGAGAGGAGCAUGUCACACCCUGGUGAGAUAUAUAAUUCCCCGUCUAGUUGCACAGUGAAAGCAGAUAUAAAAGCAGUUUGAGUCACUGCAAUAAAGCUGGGAAUGUCAACCUGUUUUCUUGC
Molecule: messenger RNA, 1339 nt
Organism: Cynoglossus semilaevis (tongue sole)
Lineage: Eukaryota; Metazoa; Chordata; Actinopteri; Pleuronectiformes; Cynoglossidae
Gene: foxr1
Product: forkhead box R1
Exons: 7
Coding region: 348-1298 (316 amino acids)
Biological process (GO): regulation of DNA-templated transcription
Cellular component (GO): nucleus
Molecular function (GO): sequence-specific double-stranded DNA binding; DNA-binding transcription factor activity
Source: RefSeq, a predicted model, not a curated record